Coniophora puteana RWD-64-598 SS2 is the source of this 1554-nucleotide messenger RNA. RefSeq lists its product as uncharacterized. The transcript is spliced from 6 exons. The record is from RefSeq and is a predicted model, not a curated record. Bases 1 to 1239 code for a protein of 412 amino acids. Lineage: Eukaryota; Fungi; Basidiomycota; Agaricomycetes; Boletales; Coniophoraceae.
AUGCAGCGGCUCUCAAUGCAUGCGAUGGAUAGAGGCCUGCCAGACGGCGCUGGCUUUCCAAACACUGGCCAAGGCUUCGGCAGCUUCGUCAUGACAUCCACCACUCUUCCCCUCGUCCGCUCCGCCCUCUCGCGAAUCAAUCAACUGCUUCGGAUGGCUUGCUCCUGGGUAUUUCGAUUACCGUCGACACGCAAAGCCAAAGGGGCUUACGACACCGCAUCCUCUCCUUUCCCCGACUCCGUCUACGAUCAAGCGGAACAAGGGAAUUCUCCAUACCAGGUCACUUGGGGCUUCGAGCACCAUCGGCGCUUAUUGGUGAAAGCUCGUAAACAUGCUGAAAGUUCGCCAUUCGUUUCCUGUCUACAGGCCUCUUCGUCUAGUCCCGUAUCGCCCUCAGACGCACCCAUACCCUCUGACGAUUGCUUCACCUCGACGCCAAUCCGUCCUGCUCAUCGACAGAGACGCUUCGCUGCCAACGGGGCAUCUCCUCUCCUGGACAGUCUUCCCCCCUUUGGUCUAGGAACCCGCAGACUUCGUAAUCUUCAUCUGGAACGCGUCAAAGCUAUAAAUCCUGGUCCCGACUUUUCGCCCAUGCCAAAACGUCGUAGCUGGAGCUCCGACAUGUCGCCUUCGUCCUCGGUCUCUUCUUUAUUCGACGACUCGGACGGGGACAGCGUGGCUACGCUUGAUACCGAGGCUGAGGAGGAGUGUUGUAUAGACGAUGAAGUCAAAUCUACAUCACCAACAGAAUCUGCUGCUUCAGAUGUAGUUGAGACUGUGGCUCCUACUGUCGGCACUGGCAUCGCCGAAGCUCGGAAGGCUGCAAGUCAAACGUCAUUGGUGCCUUCAAUAUUCACGUCAUGUGGCUUAUCCGCCCUUGCCAUACCGGAGGCUAUGUUUUUAAUCAAGCCCGAGAGCGUCUUUCAGGCUUUCGGGUGCUCGUCAAUGCAUGUCAACAUCCAUGUGAACCUUUUCUUCGCGGCUUCUUCCGACUCAGAGACAAAUUCAGAGCCAGAACCCGCUGAGGAGAACAGCCCCAGUCCAGUUGACGACUGGGUCAGAGUUGUCCUCACCUCCCCGCCACCGCCUCAGCCUCCCAGCCCCCAGCAGCAGCAGCUCGAUUCCGAGCUCGACGAGAUCGAGGCGAUGCUCAAUGAGCUGGGUGCCCAGGUCAAGGACUGGAACGCCGAGAUGCGGGAGGUGCUUAGCAAGGGAAAGCAUAUGCUGUUCGAGCUUUGACGGGAUCAGAUUACCACCUUCGUUUUUGUAGUAGGCACGGUAGUUGUCGUGGUUGGCGCUGCUGUAACCUGCUGCUGUCCCUUGUAAUUGGGACCAGCGCGCCACUCUUUUUCUUCAGUUUGACUGGUUUCUGUUGGUUCUUAAUCGUGGCUAGUCCUGUAUCAUACAUAGGAUCAGCCAUAUACCGCUCUUGUAUACAAUGGUAUCUUCUGGAUUCUAUGUUAGUCUUGUUUACAGUGGUGGUUAAUCUUCCCUUUCUCUAACAAUGAAAAUCCACGUUGCCUCCUAGUUCUGUAUUUUAUCCUACGUAUCCGC